Molecule: messenger RNA, 5590 nt
Organism: Salpingoeca rosetta
Lineage: Eukaryota; Choanoflagellata; Craspedida; Salpingoecidae
Product: kinase subdomain-containing protein
Exons: 36
Coding region: 231-5189 (1652 amino acids)
Biological process (GO): regulation of DNA-templated transcription
Cellular component (GO): myosin complex
Molecular function (GO): ATP binding; protein binding; cytoskeletal motor activity
Source: RefSeq, a predicted model, not a curated record
CAGCCAGCCAAACAGCAGCAGCAGGAGGGCGAGUGAAAGGAUUGGUUGGAACGAUAGCGACAAAGUUGUGGAGAGAAGAGAGAGAGAGAGAGAAGAAGAAGGAAGCAAGUGACAGCAGGCAGGCAGGCAAGUCAGGAGCAAGGAUUGCCAUCUGCAAACCGGAGUGUUGUGGGAUUGAGUGGGAACAAGAACCAGCCAAGCCAGUCAGCGAUCCAAGGACACAGGCCAUCAUGGCCAAGUACCUUGUCAACCGCGAUGAUGACGACUUGUGCUCUCUGCCGGAGAUGUCGCGGGAGCACGUCUUCAACGCCAUCCGCGACCGCUUCCAACAAGACAUCAUCUACACAUACGUCAGCGACAUGCUGAUUGCGGUCAACCCGUGCAAGCCCCUGCCAGAUCUCUACUCCAUCGAGAUUGCACGGCAGUACCUGACGUUGACGUCAGCUCGCUGCCCCCCGCACAUCCACGGCAUCGCCCUGCGCACGUACACGCAGCUCAAGGAGACACGGCUCCCGCAGUGCUGCAUCAUCAGUGGCGAGAGUGGUGCAGGAAAGACGGAGAGCACAAAGCUGUUUGUCAGCCACGUGCUCAAACUUGCCAUGCCGGAGAAGGACACGCUCAGCAUCGGCCAGCACGCAAACGCGUGCGUUGACCUUCCCAUCAAGAUCAACCAGGUCAACCCCAUUCUGGAAGCGUUUGGAAACGCCAAGACCCCCCUCAAUGACAACUCGAGCAGGUUUGGCAAGUACCUUCAGCUGCAGUUUGACAAGGACGGUGUAAUCUCUGGCGCCUCCAUGUCACAGUAUCUGCUUGAGAAAGCGCGCGUGGUGCACCGGUCUGAAGGCGAAGAAAACUUCCACGUGUUCCACUACCUCAUCGCUGGCCUUCCAGCAGACACAGCAGCCACCCUCCAUCUCUCACCCUCAGACUACCACAACUUUCUGUACUCUGAUGAGAGCUCUGCUGAUUUGCCUCCAAGCGUCACCACCUCAUUCACCAAGUCCCAAAAGCUUCGGUUUCGCGAGAUGCUGGAUGCGAUGCUGGCUGUCGGCUUCAGCACAACAGAACUGCAGCAGAUCUUCGAGUCCGUUGCUGCGAUCAUCCACAUUGGUGACAUUGAGUUUGAUCUCGAUCCCGUCUCCGACACUGCCGUCGUCCACUGCCCGCACAUAUGCGCACGAGUCGCCAAUCUGUUGCAAGUUUCGGAAGAGCAGUUGCAAUUGGCAUUGACAUUCAGCAUUUCUGUCACCCGGGGCGAGAGCAUCAAACGCCGCAAGACUGUGAAGGGCGCCGAGGACUGCAGAAACACCAUGGCCAAGGAGAUUUACAGCCGUCUGUUUGAAUGGAUCGUCAUCCGAAUCAACGAGCAGCUGUCCGCGCCGGAGGAGGUGGAGAACAUGACGAUUGGUGUGUUGGACAUCUUUGGGUUCGAGAAUAUGCCAUGCAACAGCUUCGAGCAGUGCUGCAUCAACUUGACGAAUGAGGAGCUGCAGUUCUACUUCAACGAGAAUGUGUUCCAGUGGGAAUUGGCGCAGUACAAGGAAGAAGGAAUUGACAUUGGGGAGAUUGAGUACACGGACAACAAGCGACUGCUCGAUUUCUUUCUCCUCAAGGGAAUCGGCAUGUUCGACAUGCUCAACCAGGAAUCCUUCCUCCCAACGGGCACCGCCAAGUCGUUCACAGAAAAACUCACGCGCGAAUGGAACGGCAGCAACGUCUACGAAGGAAACAGGAUCUACAAGACGCUAUUUACGGUGAAACACUUCGCGGGCGACAUCGAAUACGACAGCGAACAGUUUCUUGAGAAGAACCGAGACCCGUUCCCUGAGGACGUGCGGCAGAUGUUGUGCGAGAGCGAAUCGACAUUCAUCAGCUCUCUCUUCAAUCACGCUUUUCGGGUCAACACGACAUCAGGCAUUGACAAGAAGUUCAUGAAGCUCCAGCGCCAAAACUCCAAGAUCAGGGACGCUCUCCGUGUUGGAUCUCGCGACCAACUGGUGUCGCCCAGCCGGCGGGCCCAGGGCAAACGCAACACGCUCGCCGCCUCGUUCCGCACAUCUCUCGAACACCUCAUGCGAAAGAUGCGCGCGUGCCAGCCCGCGUUCAUCCGCUGCAUCAAACCAGACCCUUACCGCUGCCCAAACAGCUUCGUCUCGGAGUUUGUCCAUCGCCAGCUCAACUACACGGGCGUCUUCGAGGCCGUUCGCAUUCGCCGCGAGGGCUACCCGAUUCGCAUGCUGUUCGUGGACUUGGUGGAGCAAUUUGGGAGUGUUGCAUUUCCGUUCCACAGCUGCGCACAUGCACCGGCAACAUACACCACCGCCCACAAGAUCAUGUCCAAGAUCAGCAGCAACGGGUGGCAGCUGGGAAAGACGCGUGUGUUCAUGAAACUGCACCACCUCGAUCUUCUCCGUGAUCUCAAGACCUCUCUUUUUGACAGCGUGGUGGACGCACAAAAAUACGUACAUGGAUGGCUGGCCAGGGUGCAGUACAAGCGGCUGCUGCGCCAAGCACACAAGGAAGCAACACAGGUCGAGGCGUUGCUUGCAAGCAUCCCGUCCCAUUGCAAAGCCAAAGCCAUGGCAAAGACGGACGCCGAGGGCGAGCGCAAGCACCGUGCAGAGGUGGAGAGACGCGUGAACAUCGCUUCCCAGAUUGCGGCAAUGGCUGCACUCAAGAUGAGGGCAAAGAAGGCCCUCAGCGCCGAAGUGAAGGGAUCAGAGACAGACCCUGCUGUCCAGGAGAGCAACAACGAGCCAACAACGUCCUCUGACCCUGGCCAGGCCAUCAGCGCUGCCAACAACGACUAUGACAACGAUGGUGACGAUGACGACACGUAUGGUGUGCGGCAACACGGCAUCUCAGAGAGCAACACGCACGCCACGUCUGCCCAGGAAAAUGCGAUGGCGACGCCCAAGGACCGUAAUGUAAGCGCAAGCGCUGGUGGCGCCCGCAGCCAACACCCACACCAAGCACGACAGCAACGGCAGCAGCAGCAGAGACAAUCACGCCGACACCAAGCACCGGUCCGCAGACAGUCGCAGCGCCAGUCUUCACAGUCCCAAAUGCAACAGCAACAACAACAACAACAACAACAACAACAACAACAACAACAGAAGCAGGGACGAUCAAGUAGCUCUCACCAUGUGCAGGACAUCAACUCGCGCGCGAACAUCACCCGAAACCUUUCAAACUCCUCGGUUGGUUCGGAUGCACAAGUGCCUGCAGGCAAGCCUGAGCACCACGCGAACAACCGCGGCCACCGCCACGGCCGGGAGCAAGGGCAUCACAGCCCACAUGCGCUUUCGCGGGAGAGCAGCAGAGAACUUGGUGGCGACACACACCAACGCAACCACAAACAACAGCAGCAUCAGCGACAGCAGCAGAUGCAGCACAUGUCACGCGACUCGUUUGAUUACGGCGACCUGACGCAACACAGCCGCGCACGUGCGACUCGUGGCGAUGUUGCACGCGUUCGAAACGAGCAACGGAGGGGCUCCGUGCAGGUGCAGAGGCAUGGCAACGCACAUGCACAUGCACAUGCACAUGCACAGGCGAGGCUGCGGCGUGCACAUCACGAGGAGUAUGAGCACAACAUGCGUCGCAUUCACGAGCACGCGGAUGACGUGGCGGUUGCGCGUGCGCGUGGCCGGGAGCUGAAUCGCAUCAACGGCAACAAUGAUCGCCACACUUCUUCUUCUUCUGCCGCUGCUGCUGCCCGUGUGUCCACCGCCCACGAAUAUGAGCACAUGGCGCCCCGCCACAACUCUGAGGCGCAUAGCGCAUCCACCGCAACCGUGUCCGCCACGUCUGGUGCAUCGUCGUCGUCAUCAUCGUCGUCGCAUUCGCAGCAUCAACGGCAACGUCAUCACUGUGACCAGCGCCAACGACGCCACACAGACCAAGACGCAGCCCAUGCGUACCACCACAGCAGCCAGCACGACGGGCACGCUCAGUCACCGCAGCAAUCGCCAUCAUCAUCGCCGUCGUCGUCAGCCCAAUCACCAUCAUCUGGUGGGCGGAGCAGGUGGAGCCUCUCUGGUCGCAGCGUCAUCUCUCGCCUUCGCUCCGGCACCAUGUCUCGUCGGCGCAGCGGCAACGGUGGUGGUGAUGGUAAUGGUGGUGGUGGUGGUGGUCGGCGACAGUCCAAGGCCAACGAUGCAUUGCAUGAUGAGUUGACACGUGCGGCGUCCCGGCGUGCGAGCAAGCAAGUCAGGCGCAACGCCAGCCGUGCCUCCAUCACCAGCACCGGCAGCAGCGUGACGGGUCUCUCGUACGCAUCCAACAGACGUCCGUCGCUCAUUGCGAGCUUUACGCGCCGUCUCACUCGCAGAUCAAAGGACAGCGGCGGCAACAGCCACAUGUUGCAGCUUAGGAGUGGGCGGUCAAGCCGUCGUUCGUCACGCCUCGCGACAAUGACGGAGAAACCCGAACUGCAGAAGCAACAAUCGUUCAUUGAAUUCCUCCACCAGUUUGAAAUUGACAGGACCACGCUGAUUCCGUGCGUGGUUGAAGGCUGUGCAUGUCGCUUCUCCAUGUUCAAGGAGCUCAAGGAUCACCUCUACCUCGACCACCUGCCCGUCGAAACAAAGUUUACGUUCCAUGAGCGAGCCCUUGCCUUCCUGGACACAACGGGUGUCUUGCUUGCCGGCGAAUACUACGAGGGCGAACGUGUUGUUCUGCAUUUUGAAACGCGCACGUCCGCAUGCAAGAUUGAUGCACGCGACCUCCACCUCGCCCCACGUGAUGUGUACCACGUGAACCUCCAGGAAUGCGAAAACCCGGAUCGCACGGCACGAACAGAGCGGAUCCGGCGGCAUAUUGGCAGCGGCGUGUUGGUCACGGUGUGCGACAAGAGCAUCUACAUCACGCGAAGUGCAAAGAACCCCAUCUUUGUCACAACACCCGUGCCCGCAAACCAACAGCACCUCAUGCUGCCAAACGGGGAAUUGCCACGCAACGAAACCAUCUGUGUCUUUGAUUACCAGCUCUUCCGAAUGAACCUGCACAAGACGUCGCCAAAGGACUGCUGGGACGCGACGCAAGUGCGCCUGCGCCUGGUUCGGGACCUUCCCGUGUCCAAAGGGGCGACGUGGCUGUGCUUGCGUGCAACGCAGGCCAUUCAGGCGUGGGAAAAAGUGCACGGCGUGGUCUUCAACGUUGCGCAGGCACAACACAACCACGCAUAACGGCUGGAGGAGUGAGGCAAUGGUGGAAGAACGCAUGUCUGUGCGGAGUGUGUCAGAGGCAUGUCAUUGCAAGCAAGCUACGUUCUUGACUUUUCUUGUGUUAUUGUGUUCGUGUGUUCUUGUGUUGAAAAGAGAUCAGCAGAGUCGAUUGUGUGGUGAGGGCGUGGCUGAGGCGCUGAUGAGAAACUGAGAAAGGUGGUGAAAUGACUUGAGGACUUGAAAAGGUGGACUGGUGGAUGCUGUGCUUUUCGUCGCUUGCCUGCAUUCGCAGUCUGUUGUUCUUUUCGUUUUACAUUACCUUGCUUGUGAGCAUGCCAGCAACAAGCAAAAGAAGCAAAGACACAAAGAAGCAAAGAAGCAAAACAGCAAGCGAAUUCACACGACAAUAAAGUCAACUAGCC